AUGUUCCUACCGAGCAAAGGACGUGAAAAACAUAGUCAAGUUUUUGAUUAUUUUUGUAAUUGGAGUGAUGAAGGAAUUGACAAAAUGCUUAAUAUGUUGAUGCAAGAUAUAACAUCAACUGAUGUUCAUGAAAAAUUAGGAUAUUUUUCAGUACCUGAUGAUAAUAUGGAUCAAUUUUUUGAUAAUAUUCGCCAUUCUCAAAAAAAAGAAGAUUCAUAUUCUGGUAUUGAUCCUUCCACUGCUAGACAAAUAGAAUUUUUUAAAAGGGUUGCUGUUUCAGAGUAUAUUGAUACAAAACAACUACAGAAAUUACCUAAACCUGAUGAAUUUUUUCAAUUAACAGAGGAAGAUUUUGUCAAAAGAAUUGAUGCAACAAAAGAUUCAAUAAAUAAAAUUCCUUUUCCAGAAAAAUAUAUAAAUAAUUUAAAAGAUGCCUGUUGUAAGGCUUGUGAAAAUCUUUCAAUUGACAAUGAAAAAGAAGUAGUAUUGACGAGCAAUAAAAUAGAAUUAUCUAAAAAACAACAGGAUUUAAAUGCUCAAGACACUAUAGUGCAACAUUUUGACAGACAUCAAUUACAAAGAGGAUUUAAAUACUAUAAUACACCAGGUAUUAAAAAACAAUAUCAAUUUUAUAAGAGUAAAGAAGAAAUUGACUUAGAAGCUAUUGAAUUUUUUAUAAGACUUGACUUUGAUAAAGUUAUGACACGAAUGGAAGUGUCAAAAGUUCGAGAUUCGAUUACUUCUAUAAAUUCAUGUAAUUCAAAUGGAAUUGAUAUUCAUCGAUUAAGUUUUGAUAAAUUUUAUGAAUUAGCUAAAGAUCCAAAAAGUACUGUAGAAAGUCUUAAAAAAGAAGGAAAAGUUGUAGAUGAAACAUUUUUGACUUAUCUUAAUAGUCAAUAUAUAUUGUGUAGAAAACAUGGAUAUGAUUUUUCUGUUGAUCCUUCAAAAGCAUUAACAAAAUAUUUCAGAGAUAGUGUUGUACCAGCUGUUUAUGAUAAUGUAAAUGAUUGGUUUAUUGAAACUGUUUUAUUAAUAAAAGGUAUAAUAUUAUUAAAUGAAGAAGUUGAAUUAGAACACAAAUUGUCAUGGUAUGAAUAUAUUUUUAUUGGUCAACGAAGUUAUCAAUUAGCGGCUAUUAAAUAUAAAUUACUUUAUGAUGGUAAAGACGAAGCUCCACCAUCAUUUACUGAUGCUAUUGAUGCUAUUAUUGAUAGGUAUGUUAAAGAAAAUAGUAAUGAUGAUAGUAUGGUUAAGUGUAAGCCUGUUAAAGGUGAUCCUUUAGUUCAUCAAUUUAUUAGAGAAGUAGAUCGAGAUAUAUUGAAACUUGGCGCAACAGCUAUAGCUUAUCCAUUUAAUGAAGAAAAUCUCAGAUUACGUCAAUUCCCAAAAGAAAUAUUAUUUUUGAGGAAAAUAAAAGGUUUAGAACAAUUUAGAAUUGCAAAAUUAAAAGGAAGCAAAUGUAAUAUUAGUAAACCCAAUAUCCGUAAAAAAGUAAAUCGUGAAAUGAAAAGUUCCUAUGCUUCUGUGAGAGAUUCAUUUAAUGCUUUAAGUAACAAAGAAUUUGAAGCACCACAACAUUAUUUAGAUGCAGUUGACAUGUUAGCUGAUCAAUUUAAAACAAUUUUUUCUAAAAUACACCAUAGUAGAUUACAAAUUUAUUUAGCACAUUUAGUUACUAAUCUUGAAAUGAUAUCUAUUAAAUUUGUUCUAGAAGAUAAAAGUAGUAAAUUCUAUAUACUUGAAGAAAUUCUAAGAGAUACAGAAUAUACUGAUGGAAGACUAACGAGAAAUUCAAUUGUCCAUCCAGUUUGGUUAACUGAAUUAUCUAAAAAUAUUGGUAUUUUAGAUAGAAGUGGAAAUAAAAUAAAAUUUCCUGAAUUUGAAAGAGAAGUUAAUAUUCAACGAAUAGCUUUUAAUUUAAGAGAACUUCUUAGUUCUUUUGAAAUGUAUCCUCGUGAAUUAAAUUCAUUAAGUGAUUCUGAACAUGAUGAAAGUGACACAGAAUCUGAAGAUACAGAUAUUUUUGAAGAUGAUCUACCAAGUAACUUCCAAUUAUGUGAGGAGCGUUUAAAACAACUUGGCUUAAUGAAUGAAAUAUUUUCUAAAAAAUCUCUUGAUGAAAAAUGUAAUAUAUCAGAAAAUUCAUCUGAUGAAAAUCAAAAAGAUAGUCUUAGUAAUUUAAAAAAACCAACAAUUUCUAAAGAAGUUGAAGAUGGAAUAUGUAUAUUAAAUAAUAAAAUAACAGUUACACCUGAAUCAUCAAAACAUUUUUCAGGAAGUGAAAAGGCAUCUGUUUUUGAAAGACAAUUACAAAAAGCAUGCCGAGAUGUUGAUAUAAAUUCAUUAAAAGAAUUAUUGCAAAUUUGUAAAAAAGGGAGUGAAACAAAAGAAUUAUCAAUGCAGGAUGUUUCUUGUAUUGAUAAAAUAAUGGGACAAAUUGUAAUGAAUUUUAUAAGUCAAACAGAAGAAUGUGAUUAUAUUUCUGAUGAAGUUUUAAAACAAAAAAUCGCUCACCUUGCUAAUUUAUUUGAAAAAGAUCCUAUUGAAUUGCAUAAUAUAAGUGACUUGGCAUUUGGUAAAGCAAAACAAGUAAAAGAUGACCAUGAAUUUAAAGCAAAAAUGAAAUUUAAUACUAAAAAAGGUCUUCAAUCUAAUAGUAGAGCUGCUCACAUUGAAAGUUAUAUAAGAGGUCAGCUUGGUUUUCAUGCUUCUGUUAAAUGUGAUAGGUUGUCAGUAUCUCAUGUCUCACCACCUAAAAUUUUUGAGACUUGUAAUUUAAUCAAAACAAAAAAACAGUCUUCCAAUACAUCUAGUUCUGAAGAAUUAUCUUCUUCCUCUGUACUACCAACAACUUCUAGUAUUACGGUGCAGGAUUGUAAAAUUGAUGAGAAAAAAUCAAAAAAUAUGAGUAUUCCACCUUCUUUAACAAAUUGUAAACCUUCAACAUCAAAAGAAUCAUCAUCUUCCACAUUUAUUGAUAAUAUACCGUCUAAACAUAGUGACCUAAAUUAUCUUUUACAACAAUGUGUUAAAAAUAGAAGGUUACCAAAUAAUGAAGAACGUGAAUUUUAUUGCUUACCAUCAUCCUAUAGAAUACCUCCACUUAUUAAUCAAGCUUUAGGACAGUGCCCUGAAAUAUCAAGAUAUACAUCUGCUGCAAUAUUAUUUAGUGAAAAAGUAGCAUCAAAAGAGAAGCAAAUAAUUUAUAAAAAUGAUAAAUUGUUAAUUAAUAAAUUAGAAGAAGUUUACAAACCAAAAAGUAAAGGAAUACCAGACAAAUAUCGGGAAGAAGUUGAAAGAAUUUUUGCCAUGACUGAACAGAAAAAGGUUUUUAAUCAUCUUAACUCUUUUAACUGA
This is a messenger RNA of Strongyloides ratti, 3357 nucleotides long. RefSeq lists its product as hypothetical. Lineage: Eukaryota; Metazoa; Nematoda; Chromadorea; Rhabditida; Strongyloididae. The transcript is spliced from 3 exons. The coding region runs from base 1 to 3357 and encodes 1118 amino acids. The record is from RefSeq and is a predicted model, not a curated record.